Molecule: messenger RNA, 683 nt
Organism: Papilio xuthus (Asian swallowtail)
Lineage: Eukaryota; Metazoa; Arthropoda; Insecta; Lepidoptera; Papilionidae
Source: RefSeq, a predicted model, not a curated record
CAUAUCGUAUAACAUAGUAAAAAUGAACUCAAUAGUUUUUGUAGUCGUACUUGCGAGUCUGUGCCAAGCCACUAAAGAAACUGAAGAGAUUGCUCACACGAGAGUACCACGCACGUUAUUGUUGAAAAAGAAGCUUUGUUUUGUACUAGGACUUUGCGGAGGUGGAGGCGGGCAGCAUGGCGGAGGUGGACACUAUAACGGAGGUUAUGGCUACCAGAACCAACAAGGAGGUUAUCCUCCAAUAAACAUCGGCAUCAGCCAAUCACAAUCAUCAGCAAAUGCAGGCGGUGGAGGUUUAGGUACUGGUUAUUACCCAAAUAAUUACCAAUACAAUGGAGGUUACCCAAACCGUGGUGGUUAUGAUUCUUAUGGGAGACCAGGUUACUUUGGUAAUGGUUACGGUGCUAACAAUAACCAGUUUAAUGGCAACUAUUAUGGAGGUGAUAGAUAUCCCAAUGGUGGUUAUGGUUACCGAGGAUCUUUUGGUAAUUAUUACGAUGAAGGUGAAGAUACUAAACCAAUAUAUGAAGAUACCAAUGAGAAUGGACCGAAUUACAAUGGAUAUGGACGUGAUGAAGGAUAUAGAAGUAAUCAAUAGAAUAUAAUUAUUAAUAUUGAUUCUAUUAACUCGAUCUGUGAUAAUAAUUUGACUUGAAAGUGUAAUGUUCGAUGCAAUGAAAUUG